AUGCUAUUUGCUCGGGCAUCCGUGCGAGGCUCACUCGGGCUUCGUGUAUUCUCAACGGCGCGAGUCUACCGUACCGAACUUUCCUAUCAGGUCUAUGGCCCUGAGAACGAGCAGGCCGGGUCUCGGGAUCCAAUCCUGUUCCUGCAUGGAUUAUUCGGGUCUAAGCAGAACAACCGCAGCAUCAGCAAAGCCUUGGCGAGAGACUUGAAAUGUCGCAUCUACAAUUUGGACCUGCGCAAUCAUGGACAGUCUUUCCAUGCGCCGGAACACAACUACAGCGUCAUGGCUGAGGAUGUUCAAGAAUUUAUCGAGCAGCAGAAGCUAGACAAAUGCGUCCUGAUUGGUCAUUCUAUGGGCGCCAAAGCCGCGAUGACGGUGGCACUUCGCUCUCCAGAGCGCGUCUCGGGUCUAAUCCCCGUUGAUAACGCUCCCGUCAAUGCUGCGCUGAAGAGUGACUUUCCCAAGUAUGUACGGGGCAUGCAACGCGUAGAAGAGGCCAGGGUAUCCAAGCAAUCCGACGCCAACAAGAUUCUCGAGGAGUACGAAGAGUCCCUCCCAAUCCGACAAUUCCUUUUGACCAACCUCGUCCGCUCGGAGGAGGACAAUACGCUAAAGUUCCGCGUGCCACUGUCUACCAUUGGCGACUCACUCGAUAACAUGGCAGAUUUCCCCUUCUCCGAAGCGGACGGUAAGCAAUACAAAGGGCCUACGCUCUUUGUUCGAGGUACCAAGUCCCGAUAUGUCACCGACGAGACCAUCCCGGCGAUCAAGAAAUUCUUCCCGAAUGCUCAGAUUGCAGAUGUGGAUGCUGGGCAUUGGCUUAUUUCUGAAAACCCCGAGGCAUUCCGACAAGCGGUGCUCAAAUUCCUAGGACCAUCCUAG
Messenger RNA from Penicillium brasilianum, 882 nucleotides. The record is from the annotation of a GenBank genome assembly. Lineage: Eukaryota; Fungi; Ascomycota; Eurotiomycetes; Eurotiales; Aspergillaceae.